AUGAAUCCGUUUCCCAGCACGCCCACGCCGCGACGGUUCUUGCUGCCCGGGCGAUCAACCCAGUCGUCGUCGUCGUCGCAAACGCCGGGUGCGCCUCCGCGAUUUCAGGUCACGCCGCGGUUUGGUUCGUCUUCGGCGGUCAAGUCGGCGCAGCGGAGGGAGCUUGAUAUCGAGGAGUCUGAUGAGGAGGAAGAGGAGGAGGUUGUGUAUGAGUCGAGUUUGUCAGGGGAUGAAGGGGGGCCUCUGGGUGGUGGUUCACGACGGCGUGUGCUUGAGAUUGAGUCUGAUGCCGGGGUUGCUUCGCAGGAAGAGGAUUUUCCUGGAGACGAAGAUGGCAGAACAAGAGCUCCUUUGCGCUUCGAUAUUGAGGAGUCUUUUGAUACAGAGAUGGGGAGGGAAGCCAAGAGGCGCAAAAUGUCCAUCUCCCCCUCGUCGGUGCUUGGGUCUCCGGAUGCGGGGGAUGCAGAAGAAGCUACACUCGGACACCACAAUGACGAUGCCGACGCGGAUAUUGAAGACGGAGCAUCGGUGAUGAGCACAAACAGCAGCAGCAGCAGCAGCAGCGAGGCUUCGCCCAUAACGAUGCGCGGCAACUCCAAAGUCCCGCGGCAGCCCGUCUUUCAGCAGGCGCCGCGCUUCAAAGCCCUCGACGCCGAAGAUACGCUGAGCGGAGGUCUUCCGGCGGCGUUCUCGCCGCAGAGGAGAGGAGCGAG
Messenger RNA from Trichoderma reesei QM6a, 713 nucleotides. RefSeq lists its product as uncharacterized. The record is from RefSeq and is a predicted model, not a curated record. The annotation marks the transcript as partial. NCBI's taxonomy places the organism in Eukaryota, Fungi, Ascomycota, Sordariomycetes, Hypocreales, Hypocreaceae. The transcript is spliced from 2 exons.